Molecule: messenger RNA, 1668 nt
Organism: Exaiptasia diaphana
Lineage: Eukaryota; Metazoa; Cnidaria; Anthozoa; Actiniaria; Aiptasiidae
Product: T-complex protein 1 subunit zeta
Biological process (GO): protein folding
Cellular component (GO): chaperonin-containing T-complex
Molecular function (GO): ATP hydrolysis activity; ATP binding; ATP-dependent protein folding chaperone
Source: RefSeq, a predicted model, not a curated record
AGGCUCAGUUACAAGAUUCAAGAUGUCGUCCAUCAAGGCGUUGAACCCGAAGGCCGAAGUAGCACGCUUUUCAGCUGCUCUAGAAGUAAAUAUGUCGGCRGCUAAGGGUUUACAAGAUGUCCUUAAAACUAAUCUUGGACCUAAAGGAACAAUGAAAAUGUUGGUGUCUGGAUCAGGAGAUAUUAAAUUAACUAAAGAUGGAAAUGUACUUUUACAUGAAAUGCAAAUUCAACAUCCAACAGCAUCAUUAAUAGCAAGAGUUGCCACAGCUCAGGAUGAUAUCACUGGGGAUGGAACAACAUCAAAUGUGUUAAUCAUCGGAGAGCUCUUAAAACAGGCAGACUUGUAUGUAUCAGAGGGUCUACACCCUAGAGUGGUGACUGAAGGUUUUGAAAUAGCAAAGAAGAAGUCUUUAGAAGUACUAGAGGAGCUCAAAGUAUCCAGAGAAAUGGACAGAGAUACACUUAUGGAUGUUGCAAGGACAUCUCUGAGAACUAAAGUACAUUCAAAGCUUGCUGAUUUGCUAACUGAGGUYGUUGUUGAUGCUGUAUUGACGAUAAGAAAGCCUGGUGUCCCYAUUGAUCUUCACAUGGUUGAGAUUAUGGAGAUGAAACACAAGACAGACUCAGACAGCCAGUUGGUCAAAGGUCUUGUCAUGGACCAUGGUGCUAGACAUCCUGAUAUGCCUAAAAAGACCAAAAAUGCAUUUAUCUUGACUUGYAAUGUCUCAUUUGAAUAUGAAAAAAGCGAAGUGAAUUCUGGCGUCUUCUACAAGACUGCUGAAGAAAGGCAAAAGCUUGCUGCAGCKGAACGAAAAUUUACUGAUGAAAAAGUCCAAAGGGUAAUUGAAUUCAAGAAAAAGGUUUGYGAUGGUACAGAUAAAGGAUUUGUUGUGGUUAAUCAAAAGGGUAUUGAUCCAUUUUCACUGGAUAUGCUGGCUAAAGAAGGAAUUGUUGCUCUUCGUAGAGCAAAGAGAAGAAAUAUGGAAAGAAUACCUCUCGCCUGCGGUGGGAUGGCAGUCAAUUCAGUUGAUGAUUUGACCCCWGAGUGUCUUGGAUAUGCUGGUUUGGUAUAUGAGCAUGUACUUGGAGAAGAUAAAUAUACCUUUAUUGAAGAUGUGAAAAACCCUCAGUCUGUUACUAUUGUCAUCAAAGGACCAAACAAACACACUCUUACUCAAAUCAAAGAUGCUGUCAGGGAUGGUCUCAGGGCUGUCAAGACAAGGCCAGGCUAGGAGUACAAGCGUUUGCAGAUGCCUUGUUGAUUAUUCCUAAGACAUUAGCUCGUAACUCUGGUUUUGAUUCACAAGAGACRAUGGUUAAACUGCAACAAGAGUAUGCUGAUAGUCAGACCCCUGUUGGUGUUGACCUGUCAACAGGAGAGGCYCUUAACCCGGCUGAUGCUGGGAUAUGGGAUAACUAUCGUGUAAAACGACAAUUGUUGAAUUCAUGUACCGUAAUCGCUGGUAACCUUCUUCUGGUCGAUGAAAUGAUGAGAGCGGGCAUGUCGUCACUCAARGGAUAAGCCAAAAACUGUUUUAUGUAGAGUGUUCAAUCGAUGUGUUUCAAUAUUGUGUGAUCUUACGAACUGUGUUAUWAGCAAAUGUAACUAACAGGCAAAUAAAUGAAGAAACUGCAAUAAAAAUGAAGUUAUUUGAGGUGAUAUGAA